AUGGCAGGGGCCGUUGACAUCGCAUUGGAAAACCGAUAUCCAAAUGCCCCCUGGUUUGCGCUUGGCGCGGCCGGAGGGGCGGGCCCCUUGUUUCAAGGCUCAAUGGGUGCGAUGCCUCCGACAAUGCAAUCCGGGCAGUUUCACUCGAUCAAGGUCACAAAGGUCGGCUUGCUGCUACGUAAGGACGACACUGUUGAGGGCGGCCGCCGGGUGCUGAACCGCAAGUGGCGGGAGUGUUGCGUGCUUCUGACUGGCUCGCAGCUACUUUUCUUCCGUGACCCGACGUGGACGGCCGCGAUACAGGCGCAUAUCGCACCGUCCGGCAACCGAAUGCUCUCCCGUGCGGCGCUUCCGCAGCCCGACGAGUAUGUAUCCGUUAAAGACGCAGUUGCUGUCUUUGACAAAUCCUACAUCAAACAUCGUCAUACGUUGCGCUUGGUGAUGUCAGACGGACGUCACUUCCUGCUGCAGGCCCCCGAUGAGAAAGAGAUGAACGAAUGGAUCUCCCGCAUCAAUUAUGCGAGCGCGUUCAAGACAGCCGGUGUUCGGAUGCGGGCCCAAGGUAUGAGCUACCGUGACAUCGAGCUCACCGGCAUCGCCGCUGCCGAUUCGCAUCUGCGAGAGAUACGGCAUCGGGCUACAACGAGCAUUUCUCCGCGAGUGAGGACGUGGUACGGCGGAUCGCCGGAGGACCUACAGAUGUCCUCCACAGACCUAUCGAUCUCUCCUAACGGGCUGUUGGCCCCGCCGGCGCGACAGCCUUCGAUGUCGUCCACGGCAGACUCGACCGCGUAUCAAGUCGAGAGCUCCGCGAAGCUAUUCAAGGCUACGUUUGACGAGGUCAAGACUGAGCUCGCCCAAAGUCGAUGGUCAUCUGAGAAGUCGGAUGGCCAGCGUAACGGGCGCCCUCGCACGCUCAGUCUGGAGUCUGCUCCCCAAUCGCCUCCGGGUUCGCCGAUGUCACCUCUGUCCGACUCGAGCGAGUCAUCCCGGUGGUCCUCGCGGUCAGAGAUCAUCCGCCGCAAGCUGCGUGAUCUAGACGCACGUAUCACGCUCGCGCAGACACAGCUGGACUCCGACAUGCGUCUGGUGCGGAACCUGGCGGUGCUAACGCCGUUCCAGCGUGCAACGCGGGACCGCGUGCAGGUUGCGGUGCAGGGCGCGGCCAAACGCGUGAUGCAGAUGCGGCUUGACCUCGAAAAGCUUCCGCAGGAGGAGCAGGCGGAGGAGUGGAACAAGACACGCGCGGCGAAGCGGGUGUCGCUCGUGCGGCUGCCGCCGGACUUGCGGAUCUCGGUGCUGUUCGGGAAGCACGGGCGCGCGGCGAGCGAGAGCAUCUCGGAGGACACGGCGACGGGGGCGCCUGCGUCGCCCACGCGGGGUGGCGCGGGUCUGAGCCCGUACACGCGGACGAGGGAGACGCUUACGAUGCUGGACAUGUGAGGGCGGGAUGGACGGUGAGCAGUAGAUGUGUGGAUGGACCCUUGUCGAUAUUUGCACUCCUUCGUGUCGUCGCAUAUUUACAUUGCAUUACAGCAUACAUAGAUAGAGUAUUAGCACGUUUAUUGAUAGCAGCGUUGAGUUAUGGAAUAUGUAUUGUUAGCGCGCUAUAUAUAGGGAGACGCGCAGACGUCUGCCACAGUACCGUAC
Postia placenta MAD-698-R-SB12 is the source of this 1650-nucleotide messenger RNA. RefSeq lists its product as hypothetical. NCBI's taxonomy places the organism in Eukaryota, Fungi, Basidiomycota, Agaricomycetes, Polyporales, Adustoporiaceae. The transcript is spliced from 3 exons. Bases 1 to 1443 code for a protein of 480 amino acids. The record is from RefSeq and is a predicted model, not a curated record.